GCAAAUAGUCGAUGCAUUGAAAAACAAUAUCACGAUCGCGGUAAAAAAGAAUAUCGUUGUUUCCUAUUUUUUAUCGUAUAAAUUCGACAAUUACGUACGUUCAAGUGUAAGAAAUUAGUGGUAUGCUGUCUCUAGACAGUAAUGAAACUCACCAAGAUGAGGAAACCACUAGCGAAAAUGGAUCCGACGAUUAUCAAAGAAUACCUAUCACCAUGGAUGAGCCAAAAGAAUGGACUUACACAAUGAGAAGACACAUGCAGGAGGUGGUACCUGGAUUAUACCUCGGUCCAUACAGUGCAGCUAGUCGGUCAAAACUACAAUCUUUAUUAGAACAUGGCAUAACUCAUAUAGUGUGUGUUAGACAGAAUAUAGAAGCAAAUUUUAUAAAACCUAACUUUCCAGACAAAUUCAAGUAUCUUGUUUUGAAUAUUGCUGAUACAACAACAGAGAACAUUAUUCAACACUUUCAAAAAGUUAAAGCAUUCAUCGACGAUGGUUUAAAUUCUGGUGGUCAAGUCUUAGUACAUGGCAAUGCUGGUAUAUCAAGAUCUGCUGCAUUAGUGUUAGCAUAUGUUAUGGAGACCUAUGGAUUAUCACAAAUACGCGCGUAUGCAAUGGUACAACAAAGAAGAUUUUGUAUAAAUCCUAAUGAAGGUUUCAUGGCACAAUUGAAAGAAUACGAACCGAUAUAUCAAGCACAAAAAACGUUAAAAAAUGGGCAACAAAGUUCAAUGAAACAACGAACUAAAAGAACGAUUCAUCAAAUGGAUACCGAACGGGUAGAAGAUAGAUGCAACGAGAUGGACAGUUGAUGUUAUAUGUGAAAAUAUUAAAAGUAUCAAAAAGACUUAUUCUAGAUUAAGUUAAAAUAGCGAUAGACUUGACGGGAAGUAGCAUGCUAUACGUCAUGUUUUGAAAAAUACCUAAACAUAGGUAUAUUGUGAAAUCAAAUUUAAUUGCUAAUAUGAUAUAUAAGAAUUGAAAAUUAAUUGCAAUAUGUUCUUAUAUGUAUUAGCUAAAGAAAUUCAUUAUCUAGGUAAACAAGAUAUUAUAGCUUUGAAAGCUCUGUCUAAAUUUUAGACCACAGUAUAC
Molecule: messenger RNA, 1092 nt
Organism: Colletes gigas
Lineage: Eukaryota; Metazoa; Arthropoda; Insecta; Hymenoptera; Colletidae
Product: serine/threonine/tyrosine-interacting protein-like
Exons: 5
Coding region: 123-812 (229 amino acids)
Biological process (GO): protein dephosphorylation; regulation of ERK1 and ERK2 cascade; negative regulation of SCF-dependent proteasomal ubiquitin-dependent catabolic process
Cellular component (GO): cytoplasm; nucleoplasm
Molecular function (GO): F-box domain binding; protein tyrosine/serine/threonine phosphatase activity
Source: RefSeq, a predicted model, not a curated record